This is a messenger RNA of Penicillium riverlandense, 987 nucleotides long. RefSeq names its product deoxyhypusine monooxygenase. The record is from RefSeq and is a predicted model, not a curated record. NCBI's taxonomy places the organism in Eukaryota, Fungi, Ascomycota, Eurotiomycetes, Eurotiales, Aspergillaceae. Gene Ontology annotation, molecular function: deoxyhypusine monooxygenase activity. Gene Ontology annotation, biological process: peptidyl-hypusine biosynthetic process. The transcript has 2 exons. The coding region runs from base 1 to 987 and encodes 328 amino acids.
AUGGCAGACACCGACACGACCAUCGCGCCCCUACGGAAGGUUCUCACCUCCGAAUCAGAGCCUCUAGCACGACGCUUCCGCGCCCUCUUCUCCCUCAAAUACCUCGCCUGCCUGCAACCACCCACCGAACAAACUCUGCCUGCGAUCCACGCCAUCGCGGCCGCCUUCACCUCGCGCUCCGCACUGCUCAAGCACGAGCUCGCCUACUGUCUCGGCCAGACCCGCAACCCGGAGUCCGUUGCCUUCCUGCAGCAGGUCGUCCAGGAUGUAGCGGAGGAUGCGAUGUGUCGCCAUGAGGCGGCCGAGGCGCUCGGCGCGCUGGGCGAUAAGGGGAGUUUGGAAAUUUUGAAGAGGCUCAGGGAUGAUAAGACCGAGAUUGACGUUGUUCGUGACACGUGCGAUAUUGCCGUUGAUCGUAUUGUGUGGGAGAAUUCCGGGGAGAAGGAGGGGGAGAAUUUGAAGCCUAGCGACUUCACAUCCAUCGACCCAGCACCCCCAAUGCCCCUCUCCGCCACCGAGCCCUCAAUUCCAGACCUGGAAAAGACCCUCCUAAACACCACCCUCCCCCUCUUCCAACGCUACCGCGCCAUGUUCGGCCUGCGCGACCUCGCAUCACCGCCCGACCUCCCCACGGCCGUCGACGCCAUCAAUGCCCUGGCCAAGGGCCUCAAGGACCCCUCUGCGCUGUUCCGCCACGAGAUCGCCUUUGUCUUCGGCCAGCUCUGCCACCCGGCCUCUAUCCCCAGUCUCACUGCCACGCUGAGCGACCAGGCCGAGGAGGGCAUGGUGCGCCAUGAGGCGGCAGAGGCGCUGGGGAGUCUGGGCGAUGAGGAGGGCGUUGAGGAGACCCUGAAGAAGUUCCUGAAUGAUCCGGAGCAGGUGGUUAGGGACAGUAUUAUUGUUGCGUUGGAUAUGGCGGAGUUUGAGAAGAAUGGUGAGGUGGAGUAUGCGCUUAUUCCGGAUAGCUCGGCGGCGGCGGCGGCGUAG